Messenger RNA from Corythoichthys intestinalis (scribbled pipefish), 3364 nucleotides. RefSeq names its product elongation factor 1 (gene elof1). Lineage: Eukaryota; Metazoa; Chordata; Actinopteri; Syngnathiformes; Syngnathidae. Gene Ontology annotation, biological process: transcription elongation by RNA polymerase II. Gene Ontology annotation, molecular function: RNA polymerase II complex binding. The coding region runs from base 311 to 562 and encodes 83 amino acids. The transcript has 5 exons. Gene Ontology annotation, cellular component: transcription elongation factor complex. The record is from RefSeq and is a predicted model, not a curated record.
ACGUCAUACACAUGCGCCUCGCGGCGUCGCGCGCCAGUCUACGAUUCGUAAAAACAAACGAUUUUUCUCGCUGUGGAGGCUUUAUUAAAUGACUAUAUUGAAAAAUACACAAAUAUUCAUAAAGGACCCACAGAGAAAAAUCGAGGAACGGCAAACAUAUAUUCGAAGAAACUGGUUGUCUGUACGUAUAAACACAUCUGCACGUGAGGCAUUAAAAAAGUUGAUUUCAUCCGACGACUCCUGUGCUCUCUGAUCGGAGCCACUUCUGGUGAUCAACAACUUCAAAUCAACCAGUCAAAGUACAACAAAAAUGGGGCGUAGAAAAUCCAAGAGAAAGCCUCCCCCGAAGAAAAAAAUGACAGGCAAUUUGGACACGCAGUUCACAUGUCCGUUUUGUAACCACGAGAAAUCCUGCGACGUGAAAAUGGAGCGAACACGAAACACAGGAAUAAUAUCUUGCAGUGUUUGCUUGGAGGAGUUUCAGACUCCUAUUACCUAUUUAUCAGAACCAGUGGAUGUUUACAGUGACUGGAUAGAUGCAUGCGAAGCAGCCAAUCAGUGAUCGCCUCCCUUCAAUUACACUGCUCACAAAAAUUAAAGGAACACUUUUUUAUUGGGCCUGGCAUGAAUUGAAUUAAACAUGUUUGAUAAAUUUCUGGUUGGUUAAGCAGCUGAGGGCCUCGUUAAUCAAUUUCAACUGUAUUGGUGUUCAUGGAAUUAACAACAGGUGCACUUCAGUGGCAACAAUUAGAAAACCCUCAAAACAGGUUUUACAUGGAGGUCAUUUCAAGUUGCUCCCUUUUGAUCUUUUUUGGCUGGUUAUGCCACUCGAGCUGAUUUUGGCUUGCGUAAUUAUCUCUAUUGGCAGUAUGAUGGGAUUCCUUCACCCUAUAGAAGUUGCUCAGGAUGGCACAUCCACACGUGCUGCAGGAAGAAGGCUUAAUGUGUCUCCCAGGACAAUCUCCAGAAUAUGGAGGAGAUUUCAGGAGACUGGUGGUUAUUCUCGGAGAGCUGGACAGGGCUGUAGAAGGUCCUCAACCCCUCAGCAGGACCGAUACCUGCUCCUUUGUGCAAGGCAGAACAGGCUGAGCACUGCUCGUGCCCUACAGAAUGACCUCCAGAGGGCCACUGGUGUAAAUAUCUCUACCCAAACAAUCAGAAACAGACUUCAUGAAGGUGGCCUGAGGGCCCGACGUCCUGUAGUGGGCCCUGUGCUUACUGCCCAGCACCAUGGAGCUCGACUGGAAUUUGCUGAAGAACACCAGAAUUGGCAAGUCCGCCACUGGCACCCUGUACUUUUUACAGGUGAGAGCAGGUUCACCCUGAGCACCUGUGAUAGACGUGAAAAAGUCUGGAGAAGACAAGGAGAACGUUAUGCUGCCUGCAACGUCGUUCAACAUGACAGAUUUGGUGGUGGGUCAGUGAUGGUCUGGGGAGGCAUAUCCAUGGAGGGACGCACGGACCUCUGUUGCCUAUGAAAUGGUGCUCUGACUGCCAUAAGGUUUCGCGAUGAAAUCCUUGAACCCAUUGUCAAACCCUACGCUGGUGCAGUAGGUCCUGGUUUCCUCCUAAUGCACGACAAUACCCUGCCUCACUUGGCAAGAGUGUGCAGGCAGUACCUGGAGGAUGAAGGAAUUGAGACAAUUAAAUGACCUUAAGUCCCAUGACUUAAACCCAAUAGAACAUCUCUGGGACAUUAUGUUUCGGUCCAUUAGGCGCCGCCAGGUUGUUCCUCAGACUGAACAACAGCUCAGGGAUGCUCUCACACAGAUCUGGGAGGCAAUGCCACAAGACACCAUCCAUCGUCUCGUUAGGAGCGUGCCACGACGUUGUCAAGCAUGCAUACAAGCUCGUGGGGGCCACACAAGAUACUGAAAAGCAUUUUUGAGUUGCAGUAAUUAAGUUUUGGAAAAAAUGGACUAGCCUGACACAUCUUCAUUUCACUCUGAUUUUAUGGUGUCUACAAAAUUGAGCCCUCUGUAGGCUGAAAACUUUAAAUUCAACACUGCCCUGACGUUAUUUGCAUAGAUAUCCAACUUCAUAUUUAGAUCUGAUGUAUCUAAUGUGUUUCUUUAAAGUGCUCCUUUAAUUUUUGUGAGCUGUCUUGAAGGGAACGUAUACGGCGAUCCGUUUUGUAUAAGUGUUGACCGUGUGGCGAGCUUGGACAGGAGUCUGAGGAGGAGUGUCGAACCACCGAGCCAAGCGGCGUUGUUUUGUUGACAUUGAAACUCACGAAGUAACAACGUACAUCUUGCAUGCUGCGGCGGGAGACGUUUGUUUACUUCGGCUUUUCCCUUAACUAAACUCUUUUCCCCGGGAACUACACAACUUGCCAACAUUAGUUCCGCAGGUGAAUUCUGUUAACUCUCUACAACCGUUUACUUUAUAAAGGUUCGAAAAUUAGGGUGCGCUUUAUACACGAGUACAAGAAUUUCCCCUAGAUUUAUAAGGUAAAUUUUGGGUGCGCGUUAUAUUUGGAGAAUUACGGUACUUUAAUGACCUGUGCUUGGAGCUAUAGCAAUUAUUUUACAUUGAAAGUAAAAAAAUACAUCAUGAUUCUCUCCUUUUGAAGUAUAAUGUGUAUGCAUGGAUAAACAGGAGUUUUAACAUAAAGCAUUCUAUAGUCCAUUUAUUUGCGUUAGUUUACCAGACAGAACUUCCACAUUCUCUGCGACAGAUGCAGUCGUAUCGCAGCAAUUCGCCAACUCGCUCAGUGAGGCAUUUGUAUAAACAGUAGAUGUCUAUGUUGACACUGUGUUUUAUUAUACCUGUAUGUUAUGUAGUAAUUUAGUCUCAUUUAGAAUUCUAACCACUUUGUAUUUGCUACAGGUGUAAAAAAACGACCAUUUCACAUCACUAUUUUUCCCACUAUUGGUAGUUACUUUUUAAGUAUGUGUAUUUUUUUUUAAAUUCAUGAAUAAGGAACCUCUCUGGACCAAAUGACACACAACAUAAUUCCAUAACAUAUGCUCUCCACAUUUUGUUAAUAGUAUGUAAUCUUUGACCAAUAUUUAUGUCACUCUGAUCAAUGAUACAUUCUGAUGUGAUAUUUGCUUGCUUUAGAUCUUUCCAGAAUCACAUUUAAAUUUAUAUUUACUGUGUAUUUCAAGAUCAUUCCAGAAACCCUGAAUUUUAUUUUUCAAGUGUUUUUAUUGCACAAAUGUCAUGUCUAGUGAAAGCCAGUAUAGAAAAAGACAUUUCAAUAUUGUUGAAACACAGCCUACUCUUGAAUGGUGAAAGCUUACCAUUGACUCAACAUUUUUAUAUAUUUCAGUUGACACAGAUUAGUAAAUGCACUGUAAAAAUGCUCCUCUUCAUUGCUCGCAUUCAUUUUAUUCAAUUAAAGGAAUGUUAAAAGAUUUGA